This is a messenger RNA of Echinostoma caproni, 567 nucleotides long. NCBI's taxonomy places the organism in Eukaryota, Metazoa, Platyhelminthes, Trematoda, Plagiorchiida, Echinostomatidae. The record is from the annotation of a GenBank genome assembly.
AUGUUUAUCCUUGAGUUGCAGGUGAAUUGUCUCGAACGAUUCGAUGUAUUUCUUGAAAAUCGUUGGUGCUGUGGCGUUGCUCAUCCAGUGCAAUUAGGCGAGAUAAAUAACGAAUCGAAUGCAUUUGUUUGCCCGUCUCUACACGAUGCCUUAUCCUCAUUACCUGUCAGUGUGACCGGUAGCCUGGCUGGACCGCGGCAGAACGGUCACAGCGAGUUUUCCCCUCCCUCGGGUCUAGUAGCCAGUCAGCCCUCCGACCAUUCGAUUCAGUUACAACCACCACAGCAACAACAAGCCCAACUCCAACAUACUGCUAGCCUCGAUCCGAAUCGAUAUUUCGGGACCGGCUCCGGCCUGGGUCGUCACAUCUGUCAAGCCCUGUUUGCUUAUCCGGCUAGUCAACCGGACGAGUUGUCCAUCGAACGUGGAGACAAGAUUCGGGUGUUGGAGAAAAGUUCCGAUGGUUGGUGGCGUGGUGUCCUAGUGACGGAGGGACGGCCGGCUUUGAUGGGCUGGUUCCCAUCCAACUAUGUCACUUUGGACCUGACGAAGAAUCUCAGUCGGUAG